Messenger RNA from Prorocentrum cordatum, 2395 nucleotides. The record is from the annotation of a GenBank genome assembly. Lineage: Eukaryota; Dinophyceae; Prorocentrales; Prorocentraceae.
CAUCAUCAACAUCAUCAUCCGUAGCCAUUUUGGCUCAAGAAAUUUUGGUGCAAGAAGUUUUGCUCUAGAGGAAGCGCGCCAGCACGUCGGGGGCAAACCUGGUGCAGCCAUGGUAUCUUCAUACACGGGGGGGGAGGUUGCGGUGGUGAAGCAGACCUCAGCCCAUACGGCGAAGCCGAAUGGAACGAUGUUCUUUGCCAUCGCCAUGGCCAUGGUUGGGGCAAUGAUGUUUGGGCUUGACCAAGGUAACUUCGGAGUCGUGUCUGUCUUCGAGGACUUCGAGUCGCACUGGUGCGAUCGCAAUUUUGGUGAUAAAGCUCACUGCCACGGUGAGCUAGUAAAGGAGAACAAGGAGUGGGACGGCGGCUUCAUCCUCUGGGGUGGCACGCUCAUCACUUUUGGUGCCGCCGCGGGGGCGUUGACACUUGGUCCCGUGAUGAUGAAUAAGCUCGGGCGCAGACGGAGCAUUGGCAUCGGAGGGUUCAUUUGCUGCAUGGGUUGCUUGCUGGCCUCGUACCUGUCCUUUGGCAGCAUCCCCGUCUUCUACGUUGGCCGCUUCAUCACGGGCUUUGGCGUCGGCGUGGCUUGCUUGGUCUUGCCAGUGUACAACUCGGAGUGCUCCACCCCGUCAAUCCGCGGUCUGACAGGUUCGUUUUUCCAGCUGAACGUCGCGGUCGGAAGUCUCGUGGCCACCCUCAUCUGUACGUUUUACAAGAACUGGGCAUUUGGCAUGUUCCUUCCAGGACUUGCAGGGGCAAUUCUCGCGCUUGCGUCAUUCUUCCUCCCAGAGUCGCCCCGGUGGAUGAUGGCUUCCACAGGGGACUACGAAAAGGGGAAGGAAGAGCUUCAAAAGAUUCGCGAGGGCAAUGUGGACAUUGAAGCAGAGGAGAUGUGGGAGGAGAUUCAAGCAGAGAAAAAUAUGACCGAGGUGAGCUAUACUGGUCUCUUCGAAGAGCGCAAUCUUCGCAAGCGAGUGUUGAUAGCAUGUGGCCUCGUCAUGGCCCAGCAGUUGACUGGUGUGAACGCCUUCCUCUCGUACUCGGGGGUGAUUUUCGGGAAGUGCGGCUUUGAUGAUCCCAUCCAAGUUACCCUGGUGUUCAACCUCUGGAUGAUAUUGUUCGUCAUCCUUGGCCUCGUCCUGAUCGAUUCGAAGUAUGGCGGACGCAGGAGCCAGCUAUUGGCUGCUACUGCCAUCAUGGGCCCGCCGCUCGUCGUAGCUUCUAUGGGCUUGCAGAUGGCGUGGAACCCAUUGAUCGUUGCAGCUAUGGUCUGCAUCUAUGGAGGCGGCUUUCAGCUUGCUUGGGGGAUGGUGCCGUGGAUCUACCCCUCAGAGAUCUUCUCGAUGUUGGAGAAGGAAAAGGCAUUGUCAAUCGCAGUGUUCGUGAACUACAUGUUCAAUGCGCUGAUUGUGUACAUCACGCCCGUGCUGAUGAACUGGAGCAUCACUGGCACCUUCUAUGUAUUCGCAAUAUUGAACAUCGGUUGUGGACUCUUCGUCUGGACCUUUGUGGUGGAGACCAAGGGCAUUGCCUUGGAGUUGACGCCAGCGCUGUUUGAUAGCUCUAACCACAAAGGCGAGGACUCAGACAGCGACGACUCAGACAGCGAAGACUCAGAUUAGGACUCGCAGGUUGGUCCGAUCAUGUCGAGCACUGAGGCGGCACAGGCGCAUCCUCUGGUGACGCAUGGGGCAGAGCUGCGCCUAACUGAGCCGGGAAUGGUUUUGCAGUUGGUGCGUGGCAGCACCACAUAUUGUCGUGCACUAGUCGUGCCCCACACGCGUGCGCAGGGCGUGUAUCCUUCAUAGAUACGGCAGAUCGUUUUGCCCAGUGGAUGGUGGCGGCGGUAACGGGACGAAUUGGGAAACGGGUAGGGCAAAACCAUAGAUCUGGCGAUACGCGGAGAGGGAGGGAUGUGUUGCCUUGGAGAGGCCUUCCCAGGUAGCAAGCCCUGAGGAGUGACGCUGUGUGUUUCCAUUCCGAUAUUGCAUGUGUAAGCUAGGCUUCCUCGACCUGCACCUUCGCGACAACCAUGAAACACCGUGAGGAGGGGUAUGACGAGGAGGAGAAGGAUCUGUGGAUGGGGGAACCAAGAGAUUCAGAGUCGGCGGUCUGGCUUGGGAAGUCCCGCCAAAAGCUCUAGGGUUCUACAGACCCCUGUACCCUACAAAAGUUUCAAGCUCCAGCACGAUUGUGCGCGAAAGUAGGGGUCUGAAGGCAGCGAUUUUAAUGACAGUGACGGGGACCGCUGAAGUGCGGUUGGGGCGUGAGGAGGCUUGCUCCGCGGAUUGCCGCGAUGUGUCUCCCGCCCCCUUGUCUCUGUAUGUGCAAGCAUGCAUGCCAAAUUGCACAUGCCCGGGAGCUUCCUCGUAGUUCUAACCAGACACCAAAAAAAA